CUUUGGCUUACAUAACAUCAAUAGCUUGGCCCUAUAAAAGCGGCAAGAGCUCAGGCUUCAGAGGCAUUCUUAAAAACCGUAAAAUAAUAAUAAUCAUUUAAUAUCGUAAAAAUGGUCCGCGAACUGUCUUGCCAAUGGCAGAUUCUCAUCGUGCUGCAAAUAAUAAGCCUUUCCUCCCAAUUGAGUCACGAGUUUGUGCCUGAGAAGGAUGACUUAUUCAGUGACUGCCCGGACAAGCCUGGAUUUGAAACUGUCGAUAAAAUUGCGGAUCUUUCCCAGUUAAUCCGUAAAAAGAAUAAAAAUGGUGGGACCGAUAUACAUGGAAACAUAACUAUGAAGUGGGAUGUGCAACCUGGAGAUCGGGUCGCGACUGAUGUUACUAUAUAUAAGUUGGAAAAAGGAGUUUGGAAACCAACCGUGUUCAAAGGGAGCGAUAAAGAUUUCUGCAAGUCCUUUUAUGACAAGAACACCAUUUACUAUCCUUACUCGACCAAACACGUAAUCAACAAGGAGGAAGUCAAGGACAAGUGCAUAAACAUUCCUGGGACUGUUUUAGAUGUGGAACCCUUCCAUCUGAAAAUAUUAAUAAGCUAUGCUGUGCCCCUAACUGAGGGACGUCACAAGGCCCAAAUAUUAUUUACUGCCUUUGACAAAGGCAAUGUUAAGCGUCCUGAUGAGAUAUGCCUAGAAAUCGUUGGCGAUUUUAAAAAAGCCUAACUUUGACUUUCACCUUAUCUAUUCUAGGUUUGUUGGUUUUUUUGUUUUGUGUAUAGAGAAAAAAGAUAAGAUUAAAAAAAUCAACACAAGGUAUAUGCUACAAUACAGUUAUUAUGUGAAUAUGCAAAUAUA
Messenger RNA from Drosophila biarmipes, 849 nucleotides. RefSeq lists its product as uncharacterized. Bases 112 to 717 code for a protein of 201 amino acids. The record is from RefSeq and is a predicted model, not a curated record. The transcript has 3 exons. NCBI's taxonomy places the organism in Eukaryota, Metazoa, Arthropoda, Insecta, Diptera, Drosophilidae.